AUGACCGGAAUGCCGAUUCAUGUGCACAAAGCCAUACUUCGGGUCAGAUGUGAACACUUCCGCUCAAUGUUUGGCAGCAAUUGGGAGGAGAGCUCUAAAGGCGAACUUGAGAUGACUCAAUACUCAUAUCCAGUGUACUAUGCAUUCUUGCAAUACUUGUAUACCGAUGCGGUAGAGGUGGCCCCUGAAGACGGCAUCGGACUCUUAGAUUUGGCCAAUUCUUACUGCGAGACAGACCUCAAACAGAAAUGUGAACGACUUAUAAGGAACGGCAUAACCAUAGAGAACGUGGCAAUGCUAUACUCGGCCGCCAUUCGGUUCGACGCCAAAGGACUAGAAGACUACUGUUUUCGGUUCGCUUUGGUCCACUUGACUGCUGUCGUACAGACAGACGCCUUCAACCGAUUGGAUGAGACAACUCUCAAGAGUUUCAUAACGAAGGCCGCACUCAAU
This is a messenger RNA of Oppiella nova, 453 nucleotides long. NCBI's taxonomy places the organism in Eukaryota, Metazoa, Arthropoda, Arachnida, Sarcoptiformes, Oppiidae. The record is from the annotation of a GenBank genome assembly.